Messenger RNA from Sipha flava (yellow sugarcane aphid), 3327 nucleotides. RefSeq names its product protein jim lovell-like. Gene Ontology annotation, molecular function: protein binding; DNA binding. The transcript is spliced from 10 exons. NCBI's taxonomy places the organism in Eukaryota, Metazoa, Arthropoda, Insecta, Hemiptera, Aphididae. Gene Ontology annotation, cellular component: nucleus. Bases 524 to 2761 code for a protein of 745 amino acids. Gene Ontology annotation, biological process: regulation of transcription by RNA polymerase II. The record is from RefSeq and is a predicted model, not a curated record.
GUUAAGACCGUCACAUGCCGCUGCCCCUCGGCACACGCUAACGUGCGUCUUCCGCGGACGGAGGUGUUUCGCUGUUCGGUUCGUAACGUAUUCGUUAUUUUUUUUUUCUCUCUCUUCCCAUUUCCGAGACGCGAAAAACGGUCGACAAUAGACGACGAAAACCGCGCCAGCAUCUUUAGGUAGAUCGGAAACCGGCGCCCGACAACGAUUCUCCCGAUCGUUUAACACACGCGUUGCGCUUUUUUACGACCGCGAGUGGACCGCGUGCGUUCGUGCGUUCGCGUGUCGGUGCUGCACCGCGCGACAAUAUUGUUAUUAUUGUUAUUAUUAUGUUACGUGGCCGACCGCGACAUGUUCACCGGCCGACGGGUUGACGAUCGUCCGGACAUUCGUUCGUUUUCGGCUCUUCCGGCCGUAAUAACGCGCUGCGCGACACCGUUUCGAAAUCCGUUCUCGUAGUCCGGAUCAUCUCCUCCUCCCGGAUACUCACCACCUGCACCUCCGAUCCCAGCCGAUAUUGAAAAUGAUCGAUCGCCGCCCGGACUUAGAAGUGAUCGACGUGUCUCAAAACGGGUUGCUAUCGGAUAUGGACACGCCGCAGUACAGUCUUCGGUGGAACAAUCACCUGGUCCACAUGAUGGACGCCAUCGAAGUCCUCCUGCAGAACGAAACGCUCGUGGACGUCACGUUGGUUUGCGAAAAGACCCAGUUCAAAGCCCACAAAGUCGUCUUAUCCGCUUGCAGUCCGUAUUUUCAAAGACUGUUCUCGGAGACGCCGUGCAAACAUCCCGUGAUCGUGCUCAAGGACCUUCCCGACUGGGAGAUGAGAGCUAUCAUACACUUCAUGUAUAAAGGGGAGAUUAACGUUGGCCAGGAACAAUUGCCGCUGUUGCUGCAGGCCGCUGAAACGCUACAAGAACCACCGCACAUCCGUCUGCCGCAAAUACCGCAUUUGCCGCCGAUCACGUUCAACGACAGGAAUUGUCCAUCGCCCACCCCUCGCCGGAAACAGGCGAGACCCAGGCGAAGAUCCGGCGAAGCGAUUGGCGCACAAGACCUGAGGAAAGCCUCUUCCCCAUCGCAUUUCAACAACAAUGUCGCCGAGAAUUUGUCAAUGAAAAAGUCACCCAACAAUGAAAAUAUCAACAACGAAAACAUGCCGACAAAUCUAAGUUGUAAUAAUAAGAGGCCCGACAGGACACCCUCACCGUCCGCAAAUAAACAAAUGAAGGUCGAAGUGGAAGAACAAGAAAUGAUUGGAGACUUGGGACAUAGUCAGCCGGUGGAGUUGACGGCCAACAGUGGCAAUCCGAACGUAAACAACAAUAAUAAUAACAACCAGUCGAGUAACAAAAAAAAUCACCACCACCACCACCAUCACAACCACCACCAACAGCAGCAGAGGCACCCGGACUUCCCUUAUUACGGCCCCGAUCCCAUGAGCAUACCUCUUAAUCCACACGAUCCGCACUUUGAAAACUCGUUGUUUCCGCCUUUCGGACCAUUGUCAUCGCUAUCUCUACAAGGACCUCCGCACAUGUUUCCGAUUGAUGCCCAAUUCGGUCUGUUUCCCGGUCUGGACGGCUGCAGGAAUCCUCUGCUGAACGAACUGAUCGAGCCGAGGUUCGACAAUCCGCCACCGAGCAAAAAGAAAAAGAAAAUGUUUCCGGUUGGUCGACCCAAAGGCCAGCACAGCGCACCACGGGGUGGACCGCCCAGGUCGUGGACGAACGCUGAGCUUACGGAAGCAUUGCAGCACGUGUGGAACAAGAAGAUGACCACGUCGCAGGCGUCCCGGAUCUUCGGGAUACCAUACAACAGCCUGUUGAUGUACGUGCGCGGUAAGUACGGAAAGUCGCUGAAACUGGAACAGCUGAAGAAAGAGUGUUUCGGCGAUAUCAACGGUCCGCUGGACCUGCUGCACUUCGGGUCCAUAUCGAACAACAACAACAGCAGCAACAAGAACAACAACAACAGCAACAGCAACAGCAACAACAACAACGGCGGUGGCCACAACGGGGGCAGCGGCAACAACAACAGUGGCAGCAACAACAACGGCAACGGCAAUGGCAACCACAACAACAACGGCAGCAACAACCAGAGCAACGGCGGCAACGGGCCGGCCGCGCCAUCCGAGCCCGUGGACUUGAUGCUGGGACCGCCGGGCUUUAACCCGUCCGCGUUCCCUGCAUCCAACUUCUUCCCGGACUUCGGGUCCACGUUCCCGAUGGGCAUGGACAUGAUUCACUUGAUCCAGCAGCAGCAACAGAUCUCGCUGUCCGAGGCGGAAAAGCAGCAGUACAUGGGACUGGACAUGAUGGGCGUGCAACCGCAGUCGGCCGUGGUGCUGGACUACGCGAUGAAGUCACCGGCGGCCAUCCGCAGCAACUCGGAGCCGCCGAUGACGGGAGGCGGCGGCGAGGAUGAGACGAUCGACGGCGACGGUAUGGCCGUGGGCUUGGCGAGUUUAGGCGACGUGGACGCCGAGUGCGACGACGACGACGACGAUGACGAUGACGAGGACGAGGACGAGGACGAGGACGGGGCCGACGAUUGCGGUGUUGACGACGAAGACGAUGAGGAUGAGGACGAACCGGUGGCCGUGGACUUCUCGAAAGCCGGGAGCGGUGGUGCCGGUGGUGCCGGCGGUGCCGGGAGCAGCAGUGCGGGCGGAAGCGGCACCGGUGGCGACGGCGACGACGUAGACGACGACGAAAGACUGAGUCCGGAAGCGGAGGAAAAGGACAAGGAACAAGACUGACACGGGGUGUUCAGGGACUAUGCGCUAUCGUUUGACGCUGUGCUCCAAACAUAAGUCCGGCGGUGAUCUCUCUCUCUCUCUCUCUAUCUCUCUUUAUCUCUAUUUAUACAUUACUUCCAUCACCGGCACAAGAACGCACACAUGCACACACGUCCCUGUGUUCCACUCGUUCCCACAAUCACAAUCGCCUUCUUCUACCCUCCACACUUUAACCCGCGACCGGCCCCACUCGUCUUCUAUUUUAAUUUGUACAAUUAUUAUUAUUAUUACUACAUUGGUAUGUGUAAAUAUUUAUAUUAUAUUAAUAUGUAUACGUCGGUCGUACGGCAGUGCGGUCCUUAUGUGUAUCGUAAUUGUUAUCGCGUUUUGCGGAUGAUAAACUUUUUUGAGUGAAAAAAAAAAUAAUAAUAACGAUGUUCGGCAUAAGGCGAAAACAAACGUGUAACCUUAUGUCUUAUACGCUACAGCUAGUGAAUACAAAGAAACGUGUAAAUUAGAUUUAAAAUAAUUAAUACUGAUCGUGUACAUAUUUAUAGUGAUCGUCCUAUUGUAUUUUGAAAAACGUA